Messenger RNA from Carica papaya (papaya), 4644 nucleotides. RefSeq lists its product as uncharacterized. Gene Ontology annotation, biological process: protein phosphorylation. The record is from RefSeq and is a predicted model, not a curated record. Lineage: Eukaryota; Viridiplantae; Streptophyta; Magnoliopsida; Brassicales; Caricaceae. Gene Ontology annotation, molecular function: protein kinase activity; protein binding; ATP binding.
UUAACCCCUGUGAGUUAAAAUUUGGACCAACUAGAAAUGUUAUUGGAAUUUUCAAAGGAUGCUUGGGAAUUAGUCAAUAUUUCACAGAGGAUGUUUCAAGGACAUGGAUGGAUACAUGCAUAUGCAAAUAUCUAAAAGGGAAGCCAAUUUUUUCAAGUGAGGAAAUGAGAGCAGAUGACCCAACAAAAGAAAAUAAAGAACAAGCAUACCUGGAGAGGAAACUUGUUGCUUGUUCAUAACACCAAAUCCAGCUUCUUUUCAUCCAAGAAACAAUCUUCAGUUAUGUCCUGGCUCAAUUCGUCGGAUAUAAUCAGAGAAUUCAUUUAGAAUAAUUCCAGUUUGAUUUCUCCUCUGAACUUUUUAAAAUAAAGAAAGUAAAAGGGGUUUUCAUAGGCUAACCACAGCCUCAAUUCUUUCCCAGUUUAUGAUUGUGUGAAUCAGUAAAUGUUUGCAUAUGCACAUUAUGACAGGUCAAAGUCAAACAUCUAUAUAUCUUUUCUAAAGUUGUUUUUGAAACUUAUCCCAUUUCUUACCAAUCUAUCCAUUUCACUAGACCUCACAGACCAAAAAAGAAACAAAUUUGCUCAAUUUUCCUAUUUUUAAGUGAUGUCUGAAUAUGACACCACUUUGCAAACUAUGGUCCAGGUCAAACAAAGAACAAUAAUGCAACAGACAGAGAUGAUUUCACGUUGGCUCCUGAUUCUCUUCCUUGAGCAUAUAUAGUGAUGAAAGAAAACGAAGAGUGCCUCUUGAGCAGACACCAAAAACUUUUCAGCUAUGAGGACAUCAGUGCAGAUGGUGCUUCAUUUUCUCACCCUCUCAAGUCUUUUUCUGGGAAUAUCGGCCCAGACAGAAGCAGAAGCUCUGCUCAACUGGAAAAACAGCCUAAGGUCUUCCAGUCUACACAGUUGGAGGAUCACAAAUAGCAACAGCAGCCCUUGCAACUGGACUGGAAUACAGUGCAACGAAGCUGGAAGAAUUGUUGGGAUAAAUCUUCCAGAAUCCGGACUGGAUGGAACACUGGAUAGGUUUGACUUCUCUGCCUUUCCUAACCUUACUUCUCUUAAUCUCAAUAUGAACAAUCUGGUGGGAACUAUACCUGCGGGGAUUGGAAAUGCAACAAAACUUACUCUCCUUGAUCUGGGUAGCAACAAUUUCACAAAUCCUAUCCCCAUUGAAAUAGGAAACCUCUUGGAACUUGAAGUGCUUCGUCUAUAUAACAAUUCCCUCACAGGUCGAGUUCCUUACCAGCUAAGCAACCUGCAAAAGGUGUGGUUUCUUAGAAUUGGUGCAAACUUUUUAGAUGAUCCAGACCAAACUCAAUUUAAGGGCAUGGCAUCUUUGACGGACCUUUGGCUUGAUUAUAAUCUUCUAAAGGAGGUUCCUUCAUUUAUCGCUAAAUGCCCAAAGUUAGUAUUUCUUGAUUUUUCCGACAAUCUAAUCAAAGGUCAAAUUCCAAUGCAGCUGCUCAGUCCUCUGGAAAAUCUUGAAUUCCUUAACCUGACCAAAAAUUCAUUUGAAGGACCAUUUCCCACAGAAAUUAAGAGCCUCACAAAACUUCGAGACCUGAGACUGGGGAUAAACAAGCUGAAUGGCACCAUACCAGAUGAAAUCAGUCUCCUUUCUAAACUUGAAAUUCUUGAAUUGCAUGAGAAUCCUUUUGAAGGCCCAAUACCUUCUUCAAUCGGAAAUUUGAAGAUGCUUUACCAUCUAAAUCUUAUGUCUUCUGGACUGAAUUCCAGCAUUCCGGAUAAACUUGGCCUCUGCACCAACCUCAAUUUUCUUGAUCUAUCAAUUAACAGUCUGACAGGUCCAUUGCCUCUUUCCCUGGCUUCUCUAACACAAAUUAGUCACCUAGGAAUCUCUGAAAAUCAAUUGUCUGGAGAAAUACAUCCAUCUCUGAUAUCUAACUGGACACAACUCAUUUCCUUACAGCUCCAACAGAAUGCUCUAUCAGGAAUAAUUCCACCUGAAAUUGGAUUUCUAAGCAACCUCAAUUAUCUGUAUAUUUAUGACAACCAACUAUCAGGUCCUAUCGCUCCGGAAAUUGGAAAUCUCUCUAAUUUACUAGAUCUUCAGUUGGCCGACAACUUUUUGACCGGUUCCAUCCCUUCCACCAUUGGAAACUUAUCAAACCUCACGUGGUUCAGUCUGCAUAACAACACAAUCAAUGGAACAAUUCCUCCAGAAAUAGGUAAUAUGAUAAGCUUAGAAGAACUUGACUUGAGCGAAAACAAUCUGCAAGGAACCUUGCCCUCAUCAAUAACCAGUUUGGAAAAAAUCAAACUUUUCUACGUUUCAUUUAACAAUCUCUCAGGAUCCAUUCCCGAAGAUUUUGGUCCUAUUUCCUUGAAAAACAUUAGCUUCGCUUUCAACUUCUUCUCUGGGAAGCUUCCUCCUGGGCUUUGUAGAGGUGGCAAUCUCACCUACUUAGCAGCCAAUGGAAACAAGUUGGUUGGUCCUAUUCCACAAAGUCUUAGAAACUGUACAGGGCUAAACAGAGUCAGACUCGGGCGAAACCUUCUGGAUGGAGAUAUCACAAAUGCAUUUGGCAUAUACCCCAACCUCGAAUUUAUGGAAUUGCAAGAUAACCAACUUUCAGGUGCGUUAUCAUCAACCUGGGGGCAAUGCAAAAGUCUCUCGGACUUCCGUCUAUCUGGUAACAUGAUAACAGGUAAAAUUCCACCAGAACUUGGAAAUUUGUUGGAGCUGCAGUAUCUAGACCUUUCUCAAAAUCAACUGACUGGCAAAAUUCCACCAGAGUUGUUCAAAACGUCAGUCCUAACCAGAUUAAACUUGAGCAACAACCACCUCUCAAAUAAGAUACCCAGAGAGAUGGGAACACUCUCACACCUACAAGUCUUGGACUUAUCAGGUAACAAUCUCAGUGGUCCAGUACCAGAAGAACUCGGGGAUUGCCAAGCGCUGAUACUCUUAAAACUGAAUAAGAACAAAUUGAAUGGGACAAUUCCGUUUCAGCUGGGGAAUCUAGUGGCCAUACAGUCUGUUUUAGACCUAAGUCAAAAUUUACUCACAGGAAAGAUUCCCCAUCAGCUUGGAAGGUUGAUAAGAUUGGAAAUUUUAAAUCUUUCUCGCAAUCACCUUUCAGGUGAAAUACCUUCUGCCCUUCAGGAUCUUAUAAGCCUUCAAUCUGUUGAUGUAUCAUACAAUAAUCUUGAAGGUCCACUCCCAGACAAUAAGGCAUUUCAGCAGGCUCCUGCUGAGACACUGGCUGGUAAUCCUGGCCUAUGUGGUGGAGGACAAGGUUUGAGGCCCUGCAAUGAACUCACUUCAUCCGGAAACCGUAAGAGCAACAGAUGGAAACUGAUCAUUGCAAUAGCAGUUCCCCUGGUUGCUUCAGCAAGUACCUUAAUAAUUUGUGGAAUUUUCAUUUUCUGGCGUCAUUCAAGAGUUAAUCAGGAUCGAGAUGAAGAGAACAAAACUUCAAAUGGAAAGUUCUCAUUGUUUGUGUGGAAUCACAAUAAGAAAAUAGAGUUCAUGGAUAUAGUAACUGCAACAAAUAACUUUGAUAACAUACAUUGCAUAGGAAAGGGUGGACAGGGAAGUGUCUACAAGGCAGCCCUUCUGACGGGUGACAUCUUUGCUGUAAAGCGCCUUCACCCUUGGGAGGAAGAUGAAUUCUCUCACGAAGACCAGAUGAAGAAUUUAAAGUCCGAGUUGCAUGCCUUAACUGAAAUUCGACAUCGGAAUAUUGUAAAGAUGUAUGGAUUCAGUUACUUUGAAGGAUCCAUGUUCCUUGUCUCCGAAUAUGAGGAGAGGGGCAGCUUGGCUAAUCUACUACAGUGGGAUGCAGAGAAACUGAAUUGGGGUAUGAGGCUGAAGGUUAUCAAAGGAAUUGCUCAUGGCCUCUCUUACCUGCACCAUGAUUGUACACCUGCUGUUGUACACCGAGACAUAUCAGGAAAUAAUAUCCUCUUGGACACGGAUUUUGAACCCAAGAUUUCUGACUUUGGGACAGCAAGGCUCCUCAGAGAAGGCGAGACUAACUGGACAACUCCAGCUGGCUCAUAUGGCUAUAUGGCACCAGAGCUUGCAUCUACAAUGAAGUUGACAGAGAAAUGUGAUGUAUACAGUUUUGGUGUAAUUGCCCUAGAGGUCCUAAUGGGAACACACCCGAAUGAACUCCUCUCUAGUCUCCAAUCCACAGGAGGGUAUGAUCAGCUCUUCUCUGACAUUCUUGACAAAGGACUGACACCUCCUUCUGAUCAAGUUGCAGAAGACCUUGUUUUAGCAGCAAGCCUGGCUCUAAUAUGCGUGCGUGAAAAUCCAACUUCACGACCCACAAUGCAUCAAGUGUCGAGAGAAUUCUCAGUGAGGACAUAUCACCGACAAUUAGCGCAUUUCAAUAGACUAACAUUGCAGGACGUAAUAGAUAUAGUUCCCAAUUGACUAGCAAAACCUUUUUCCUGCCCCUUACCAGUACAUGAACCAAUCCACGUAUAUAUAUGAUGUUUGAUGAAUAAAACAACAAUUAUGCAUGCGUAAUUGUUUUUAGGUUAAGUUUCAGUCACAUAAUAUGAUUCCAAAGAAAAUUCAAGUUGGCAUCAUAGGAAUACUAACACUACCAGAAUCUAUAUGUAUUUUCUUUUAUUGCUUCUUUUUUUCUUCUUCGACAAUUUACGC